Messenger RNA from Pleuronectes platessa (European plaice), 1901 nucleotides. RefSeq names its product interferon-induced protein with tetratricopeptide repeats 1. Gene Ontology annotation, biological process: defense response to virus. The transcript has 3 exons. Gene Ontology annotation, molecular function: protein binding. NCBI's taxonomy places the organism in Eukaryota, Metazoa, Chordata, Actinopteri, Pleuronectiformes, Pleuronectidae. The record is from RefSeq and is a predicted model, not a curated record. Gene Ontology annotation, cellular component: cytosol. Bases 26 to 1318 code for a protein of 430 amino acids.
CAGCUGCAGAGUCAGAGGAGACGAGAUGAGUGCUUCUCAGAGUGAAAUACCCCUGGAGGGCAGACUGGGGGCGCUGCAGUGCCACUUCACCUGGGAUCUGGAGCCCGGCAGGAACAAACUUUUGAGAAUCAAGGACAUGAUGCAGGACAUCGGCACAGAGGUCGGAUGCAAGUGGCUGGGACACAUUUACAACCUGCAGGGGUACGUCCACUUCCAGCUGGGCUCCAUUGAAAAGGCCAGGAGUUUCUUCAGCAGAGCCGAGGAGGCCUUCAGGCAGAUGAGAGGAGCAGAGGAGGGUCCCUGGCUGGUGGUGACCUACGGGAACCAGGCCUGGCUGCACCAUCACCAGGGAGAACUAGCAGAGAGUCGGGCUUGUCCGUCAAAGAUCGACAGCCUGAUGACUGAAGAUCCAUCGCAGGACGAGCUGCACCCGGAGAUCUGCGCUGAAAAAGCCUGGACUCUGAUGAAGUUCAGUGGAGAACAGAUGCUUCUGGCAGCUGAUUACUUCCAGAGAGCCAUCCGGAUGCAGGCGGAUGUGGUGGAGUGGCAGACCAGCCACGUGUUAUUGUUAGAUAACAUGUACAAACACAGCGGAACAGGGGUCGAGGAAGACAUCAUGGAGAAGUUGAGAAAAGCCAAGGAGCAGGAUCCAGAGAACCUGUACCUCGCUGCUGUUUACCUCCUGCAACUCGCUGAGAGAGGACAAAUAGACCAAAGUGGAGCACGAGAGUUAGCCACCAAGGUUCUGAGAAACCCUGUCAGCAGCUACAGUGGAAUCAAACCUUUGCUGUGGUUUUACAGAACCUUCACCUCCAUAGACGAGGCUGUGGCUUUGGCAGAAGAGGCUCUGAAUCUACAUCCUGAUGAACGUUAUCUGAAAAGAUGUGCUGCACUCUGCUACAAGUGGAAGAUCUGGGAGAAGGACAGUCGCUCAAGUCUGAGCCUGAUAGAGAAAGGGAUCCAUGCCCAUGAGGAGUUGAUUUCUCUUUAUCCUGAUUCCUCAUUUACGAAGAGAAUAGACCUCGCAAACAUUUAUGCAAAGUCAGAGAAGACCAAGGCCAAAGCUGACAAGAUCUACAAGGAGCUGCUCGCAGAGGAUCUGGAACCUGCUGAACAACAAGUCUUCUUCAACAUCUACGCAAAACAUCUGUACUUCAAUCAACAGCAGUCUAACAUGGCAAUCAAGUAUCACAUGAAAGCGGUGGAGAUACCAAUCAAGUCCUACCAUCAGGAGAACAGCAUCCAGGUUCUGGAGAAGAUCAGAUACAACCAAGCAGUCGACAGGUUUCUGUCCAGGCUGAAAGAGUCUCAGAAAUAAAUCCACCAGAUAUCAUCCACACACAAUCUGAAUCUAUUUGCAUUCAUCUAAUUCAGGGCAAAGUAAAUCCACGUAGAUUUAUAGAUUCAGCUGUUGUGAACACUGAUGAUCACAUUUUAAUUCAGCUUGUAUCCGUACGGAGUCACAACACAGUGACUGACAGGGAGAAGUCGUGGAGUUGGUUUUUCAACGUGAGGAAACGUUUGAGUUUAACGACAUGUAGCUUGAGAAUGUUCUGGUGGCGGUGAAUAUAUAUGUAUUAAAAAGUCUUCAAUAUAAUUUCUAUAUCUGUAGAAUACCUGUUCAAUUGUUUUCAGAGUGGUUGCAAUAUUGAUGUUAAUAAUAGUGAUGCAUAUGUAACAGCAGGUUUCAGGUCUGAGAGAUUCAUACAUUAUUAUUAGAGGAAGACAACAUUGAAACAUAUUCUUCAAAAUCAUAUUAAGUGGAAACUGGCUGCAGUCAUCAUGUGUUGCUGAUGUGGAGCAAACGUUUGCUCGCUCCUUUAAGAAACAGCUUGUUUGUAAAGUUUAUUAAACAGAACACACUCUGUAUUAAACUUACUAAUAAAUGUUGAAAAUUGAAA